GCGGACGGGCUCCGGCCGGCUGCGGUCCGUGCAGAGGCUGAGCCGGCCGCGGGCGCGACCCAGGCAGUUUCUGUUACUAUGGCAAUGACGGCAGGGACGACGGCAACCACCUUUCCUAUGAGCAACCAUACCCGGGAGAGAGUAACGGUAGCCAAGCUCACACUGGAGAAUUUUUAUAGCAAUCUGAUACUACAGCAUGAAGAAAGAGAAACCAGGCAGAAGAAGUUAGAAGUAGCCAUGGAAGAAGAAGGAUUGGCAGACGAGGAGAAAAAGUUACGCCGGUCACAACAUGCUCGCAAAGAAACAGAAUUCUUACGGCUCAAGAGGACCAGACUUGGCCUGGAUGACUUUGAAUCUCUGAAAGUUAUAGGAAGAGGAGCUUUUGGAGAGGUAAGGCUGGUCCAGAAGAAAGAUACAGGCCAUAUCUAUGCAAUGAAGAUAUUGAGAAAGGCUGAUAUGCUUGAAAAAGAACAGGUGGCCCAUAUCAGAGCAGAAAGAGAUAUUUUGGUAGAAGCAGAUGGUGCCUGGGUAGUGAAGAUGUUUUACAGUUUUCAAGAUAAGAGGAACCUUUAUCUAAUCAUGGAAUUUCUCCCUGGAGGUGACAUGAUGACAUUGCUAAUGAAGAAAGAUACAUUAACAGAGGAGGAAACACAGUUUUAUAUUUCAGAAACUGUUCUAGCAAUAGAUGCAAUUCACCAGUUGGGUUUCAUCCAUCGAGAUAUUAAACCAGAUAACCUUUUACUGGAUGCCAAGGGUCAUGUAAAAUUAUCUGAUUUCGGUUUAUGCACGGGAUUAAAGAAAGCUCAUAGGACUGAAUUCUACAGAAACCUCACACACAACCCACCAAGUGACUUCUCAUUUCAGAACAUGAACUCCAAGAGGAAAGCAGAAACAUGGAAGAAGAACAGGAGACAGCUGGCAUAUUCCACAGUUGGCACACCAGACUACAUUGCUCCCGAAGUAUUCAUGCAGACUGGUUACAACAAAUUAUGUGACUGGUGGUCUCUGGGAGUGAUUAUGUAUGAAAUGCUGAUAGGAUAUCCACCUUUCUGCUCUGAAACACCUCAAGAAACAUACAGAAAAGUAAUGAACUGGAAAGAAACACUGGUAUUUCCACCGGAAGUACCUAUAUCUGAGAAAGCCAAGGAUUUAAUUCUAAGGUUUUGUAUUGAUUCUGAAAAUAGAAUUGGAAAUAGCGGCGUAGAAGAAAUAAAAGGCCAUCCUUUUUUUGAAGGUGUAGACUGGGGGCACAUCAGGGAAAGACCAGCAGCAAUCCCUAUAGAAAUCAAAAGCAUUGAUGAUACUUCAAAUUUUGAUGACUUUCCAGAAUCUGAUAUUUUACAACCAGUGCCAAACACCACAGAACCGGACUACAAAUCCAAAGACUGGGUAUUCCUUAAUUACACCUAUAAGAGGUUUGAAGGAUUGACUCAACGUGGCUCUAUCCCCACCUACAUGAAAGCUGGGAAAUUAUGAAUGAAGAUCACAUUCACCCACACCCAAAAGAACUCAGGUAGCUGCAUCACCAGGCUUGCUUGGCGUAGAUAACAAUACACUGAAAUACUCCCGGAGAUGGUGGUGCUUAUUGACUACAAGAGGAAAUUCUACAGGAUUAGGAUUUCUAAGAAGACUACAGGAAUUGGUUGGCAGUGCCAGCUGGCCUUUUUUUUUUAAAAUAUUAUUUUUGUUAACUUUAUUAUA
Elephantulus edwardii (Cape elephant shrew) is the source of this 1701-nucleotide messenger RNA. It is a transcript of the gene STK38L, whose product is annotated as serine/threonine kinase 38 like. Lineage: Eukaryota; Metazoa; Chordata; Mammalia; Macroscelidea; Macroscelididae. The record is from RefSeq and is a predicted model, not a curated record. The transcript is spliced from 14 exons. The coding region runs from base 79 to 1476 and encodes 465 amino acids. Gene Ontology annotation, biological process: peptidyl-serine phosphorylation; intracellular signal transduction. Gene Ontology annotation, molecular function: protein serine/threonine kinase activity; ATP binding.